AUGAGCAGCCGCAAGGGGGGCCGCCGGAGGCCCGCCACCUCUUCCGGCGGGGACUCGGGGGGCGAGUUCGGAGCGACCGCCCCCUCCUCCCCGACCUCGGCUCAGCCCCGUCGCCGUCCCCCUUAUUCCCCAAGGUCCUCGUCCUCUUCCGCUUCUUCUUCUUCUUCUCCCGCCCUCUUUGAGCUUGCGGGGGAGGAGUACCAGUUCUACUUGGAGGAUGGCGGCGGCGGCGGCGGCAGGGAAAACCCGAGGAGCUUCUCCCACAGCGUGAAGCUUCAGUGUUGGGACAAGGCCGAGAAGGUGAGAGGGAGGGACCCCGACCGGUGGCGCCGCGACUACCUGGGAAACGUCCUCUUCCGGAAGCUCGUCGGAUGCCCUGGCUGCUACUGCCACGACUACGACCACAUCGUUCCCUACUCCAAGGCGAGUCUCCUUGCAGAGUUCGGAUCUUCCUACCCUUCUGAGGUUCCAUUUCGUCACAGGGAAAUUUAUGGGUUCUAA
Messenger RNA from Spirodela intermedia, 501 nucleotides. NCBI's taxonomy places the organism in Eukaryota, Viridiplantae, Streptophyta, Magnoliopsida, Alismatales, Araceae. The record is from the annotation of a GenBank genome assembly.